This is a messenger RNA of Achroia grisella, 1002 nucleotides long. Its product is annotated as serine protease 30-like. The coding region runs from base 1 to 1002 and encodes 333 amino acids. Gene Ontology annotation, biological process: proteolysis. NCBI's taxonomy places the organism in Eukaryota, Metazoa, Arthropoda, Insecta, Lepidoptera, Pyralidae. The record is from RefSeq and is a predicted model, not a curated record. The transcript has 6 exons. Gene Ontology annotation, molecular function: serine-type endopeptidase activity.
AUGUACGGUUUUAUUAUUUGUUUAUUAACAAUCAUGACAAUAGUAAAAGGAAACGUAUUCUUCAAUCGUAUCAAUCACAUGGAGUACUACAGGAACAGAACGAGGCCUUCCAAAGCCUUUCAUAGUUUUUCAACGAACUAUUUCAAUCAGAACUUGGUGUCGAAGCCGGGGAAAUCGGAGAGGGUGCAAUGUGGUACUAGAACUGUUGAUUUCAAUCCGAGAAGAACAGGGAAGAUUGUUGGCGGGACUGAAACGCCGUAUGGAGCUUUUCCUUGGCAGGUCGAGAUUCAAAUGUUGGACCACGAUAAGUUGGAGUUCGAGCACCACUGCGGGGGCGCUGUCAUCGGGGAGCGUCUAGUGCUAUCAGCUGCACAUUGUUUUGAUAAACAGCCCCUACAACUGGAUCACAUCAGGCUGGUGGUGGGAGAACACAGGCUGAAGUUCCAGGACAAACACGAGAACAGGUUCCUGGCUGAGAAGGUGGUGCUACAUCCGGAAUUCCGGAAAGAUGGUCCCCAUAGCAACGAUAUAGCGGUGGUACUAGUCUCGCGGUCCGGAUCAGGGAUGCAGUUCAAUAGCCACGUCCGGCCGAUAUGUCUGCCGGACAGCGGGGACGAGACCACCGGACAAUGGUGUGCUGUCAGCGGCUGGGGAUACCAGACAGAAAGUACAGAGAGCUUCGCUCCUGUCCUCAGAGCGGCCUCCGUGCCAGUAUUAGAUCUGGCAACUUGCAGGGCCAACCAGGUACUAGGUGGCCGACAACAAGCAAUAUUAGACUCAAUGUUAUGUGCCGGGAUCCUGGCGGGGGGCGUUGACGCAUGCCGCGGUGACUCUGGAGGUCCUCUAGCGUGUAUGUCUUCGAACAAAUGGCAGCUCCACGGGGUCGUAUCCUGGGGCUCUGGUUGCGCCAGGAGGUCACGACCUGGAGUCUACACCAGGGUCGCAUCUUACGUCGACUGGAUCAGAUACACUGCAGCAUCCCUGGGACAUAAGAUCGCUUAA